AUGCCAUUCUCCACUUCUUCUAUACUUUGCUAUUUUUCUUUAAUCUCUACAUCAACAAGUGCACCAUUUCUCAAACCCAGCAACGAAACUACCACAGGAUGGGUAGCUGAUCCUAAUGGCCGAGGCACACUUUCCCUCGUCAUUUCUUGUCUCUUGACUUUAUCGCUUUGUGUUUGGUCGGCUAUGCAUCUCAAUAUUCCUAGGCCAGAUCAUCCUGCAAUUCAUGAAUAUGUCAGAGGGGUUAAAUGGGGGAUUGUAGGGGUUUUUGCUCCAGAGUUGGUCGUGUUUGCGGCUUGGAGACAGUAUAAUUCUGCUGCGGCUUUGCGGGAUUCGGUUCAGAAGAGGAUUGCGGAGGGUGUGCAAUCUCAGAACGGGAUUACAGAAGUGGUAAAGUCUGAGCCUAGUAAACAGGAUGGGAGAUUCGAAGAGUUUGGGAUUCCUGCUCCCAAAUUCGAAGUACAGGAAAUCAUUUCACCCUGGACAACCGUUCACGGCUUCUAUGCCGGUAUGGGAGGUUUCGUAUUCGACUUUGAAAACCCCUCAGACAAUACUCCGCCAUUCAUUCCCCCUUACACCCGCUUAACACUCACUGCUCGUGGCGUCAGUCUCCUAGCACAAUGCGGCCACCUACCCACCAUAAGUAAGCGAGAAAUAGUCGACAAAAGCAAAGCCGACACGAUGGCCAAACUUCUCGUUAUUCUCCAAGCCGGCUGGAUGCUCGUACAAGUCAUCGGACGAUUAGUGGCUGGUCUUCCAGUCACUCUUCUGGAAGUCAAUACUUUGGGCCAUGUUCUGUGCGCUUUUAUCAUCUACUUAUUAUGGUGGCAUAAACCUCGCUCUAUAAUGGUUCCUACGAAAUUGGAAGGGGACUGGGUGAAACCUCUCUGUGCGUAUAUGUAUAUGAGUAGUCAGAUCAGUGGACACGAUAGCAAACAUCCCGGAAUCCUCAAGCGAUCAUGGAAGGACUCGGAACUAUCUAGAUUUGCGUAUGUUCCUCCGGAAACAAAUGACGUAGCUCUCGAGGAACUUGUAAGUGAUGUCACGCCAUCCAAUCCCACAACAGAGAAAACUCCAAUUCCCGAUCUCGAUACCACAAUCGCAAAUCUACAUAAAGCUGCCAAAAAAUCUCCUCACGGAUUCUUCGUCCCGUCAAAAUCCUACCUCAAUGCAGAUGGAACAUCGAAACGCGACCCCGACGAAAAAGAAAAUGCACAAUACCUCCGGACCGCCACUCCGGAACAACUUGCACGCUGGCAUCUAGCAGCCCAAGCAAUCCACACCCAUCCGGCCCUUUCCUCACGCUUCACACCUCACCGCACCACCACCAAUAGCAGUACAUUAAACCUAGCCCCCCUUACCCAAAACUCCAACACCACUGCACAAACAACCCACGAACCACUCCUCGAACAACUCCUCUCCAUCUCCUCCUCCAACUGGCCCAGCGAAGAUCUCCUCCGCAGCACAGGUGGUCUAAUAAUGGGCAUGACACUGUGGCUCGCCAGUAUCCUCUUCGGAAGCGUACACGUCGCCGCAUGGUACGAUUACUUUCCGACAUUAUUCGAACAAUGGAUGUGGCGGGCCAGCGCGAUCUAUAUUAUAUUUUCCGGAGCGUUAUGGUUAUGUAUUAAUGGGCUUGCACGAGCAAGUAAACGGGUUGAUGAGUUUUGGGAUCGGUUUUUGGCGUUGAGGGUUAAUAGAGUGGUGUAUGCUGUUAUUGGGAGUUUGUGUACGGUUUGUGGGGUGGCGUAUGUGGUUGCGAGGAUUUAUUUAGUGGUGGAGGCGUUUGUUAGUAUUAGGAAGUUACCCGUUGGGGCGUAUGGAACGCCGGAUUGGACGGUGGUUGUGCCGCAUUUGUAG
Molecule: messenger RNA, 1857 nt
Organism: Sclerotinia sclerotiorum 1980 UF-70
Lineage: Eukaryota; Fungi; Ascomycota; Leotiomycetes; Helotiales; Sclerotiniaceae
Exons: 2
Coding region: 1-1857 (618 amino acids)
Source: RefSeq, a predicted model, not a curated record